UCGGCGAAAGAGUUCUUUACCACAGUCUUGAAUGGUGUUCUUUAAAAUAUCAAAUCAUUCUUUUUAUAUAUAUUUUAGCAACGCAAUGACAGGAAGGGGAUAUGGGAAGUGACGCACAUAGACUGCUGUUUUAUUUACACUGGAAACCGAACACCCAAGUUUUAAUGUCCUUAAGAUUAGGGGAUCCAAGAAGCGGAAGGAUUCAAGUUCAUUGUGUACAUGAUUCAGUAAACGUUUGCCGAGGAGUCAUACGAAUUACAUAACAGAAACAUGUAAAGUUCAUUGCUGGCGUUAAGAAUGGUGUAAUACUCAUGAGAAAAGUUCAAGAUGAAAACAUACAUUUUCUGACCUUAAUGUCGAGUACAAUUUUCUACUUUUUUAUCUAUUUAAAAUAUCUCCUCUUUCAAACAUUAACGUCGUUACUUAUCUCUUAUUCAAAAGUAAAGAAAUUAUUUGAAUAGCGGACUCUCAUUAUGUGCUUGUUUCAAAAAUGUUAUUAUCAUUAAAGUGUAACGAGUUAGGUCAUUAAAGGCUAUUGUUAGCCCCUCAGGCUGUUCGGAUGUUCAAGGAAAACCCCUACCUUAGCGUGCCUCUACCUCUGCCUAGAAAAUAGUCCCUUAGAGACAGAAGAUAAGAGCCAACAGAAUUCGUAUUGAAGAAGCCCAGAAUUGAAUGACUACAGUAUCGACCUCUGGGCGUUCAAGGAUAGCCAAGCAUCCGCGUUUACAGGGAACAAAGGUAAACGAGAUUUUCAUACCAAAAGGAUGAAGGGAUAUCAAACUACGGUAACAGAUCAGAAACUUUGCCAGUUUUGGGACGCACCUAUAGCGAAGCAGCUCUUGGGAAAAUAUUCAUAUUCUAACCAGUCAAGAUGUCUUCCAAACGAAGCAUGAGCUCCGUGGUUCAUUGCUUAACUCGCAUACGGAAAAUGAGAGCACGGAAUAACCUAGAAGUACCGAGGGAACAGCUAAACGCGAUUCUCUACCCAAUGUACAUGGUCACCUCUUUUAUAGGACACAAAAACAAGCGACAUCCGUGGUUUGGUCGCUUUGGCCUUGUUUUAUGGAUAACGAGUCUCUGUGUUCACUUUGCGUUGGAUUUCUACGAGGCAAAACACAUAUUCGGAACGGCAUGGGCAACAGCUAUAGGGGUCUUUUUUGUUUCGUUUACAUCAGGAACUUAUGUUAUCAUCAAAGAUUUGAUUCCAUGGAUUGAAGACGGACUCGAAAUACUCUACGUUGAUGGGAACUUUACAGAAACGCUGGAGAAAGUCAAGCGAGUUGCUAAGAAGUUACCCAUCAUUGUCCCAGUUGGUGCUUUAUUUGGGAUGUCGGGCCAAUAUAUCUGCUACUAUAUCGAUGGUGCCAUACAGCUGGAGUUGAAAGAGACAUGGGCAUAUGUGACAUUGAAUGUGUUGCGUGUUGUUAGCUUGUUCCACAUCCUGUUUGGUUAUAUACUCAUCCUUGUUCUCCUGCUUUAUGUCAUGUACUUUACUGGCCUCUCCAUGAAUGAGUUUAGAGUUGGAAUAGAAGGCGAGUUUAAAGAAAAACAUGUUCGUCUAACGUUUCGCGAAGCGGUGCAGAUAUUUGAGCAUCGCUCGGCAUUUAUCAGACGCUCUUCGAAUGCUUGUCUGUACAUGCUGGUGAACCUCGUGCUAACCACUGCUCUAUCGUUCGCCAUCAAUGCCUACAAUUUUCUAUUUCUUGACCGCAAGGCGGUCUACCUGUGGUUUGCACUAGUUCCAAUGAUCUGGAGUGUUACACCGCUGACCGUCGCUGCUUGGGCGACAGAAACAUAUCACAGCUACGUCACCACGGUCGUAAAGAGCUGGGGCGAGCAUCCCGAAUCAGAUGAGAGCGAAUCAGAAGGCGAGGAAAUGGACGAGUAUCACGAGGCAAUGAAGAAACUCAAAGUGAACCGCUCUAGAAGUGUGCUCAUAGCAAGCACAAACUUACUCAAAUCUUUGAAACGAAAAAGGUUGAUCCUCAAAAAAGACAGAAGGCUUUCGUUAGUCGCUCAGAGACGAGAGUCUUUGGUGGAGAACCAAUUACCCGGACAAACAAGCCCUAAUAAUUUCCUCACAGUUUCUGAUUCUCUUCAAAGGCUGAACGAAGAGCUCGAUUCUCGUUCACCUCCUACACUUCAUAGUAACAACAACAGCAGCGAGAGUUUACCCUCUAACACACCCCUUAAGGAAUCUCCACGUAAAUCCAAGUUUAACUUCAAGUCAUACGUCAUGUAUUUACAAGGACUUAUACACGAGACUGGGUUUUCUAUUGGAGGGAUCAUCUUGACGUGGGAAAAGGUAUCGAGUUUGGCCAUUUUACUGGUAUCCGUACUUGCUGUUUUUAUACAGGAGAUCUUGUUUGGCAGCAGGAAAAGUACUUUGUUGACGUAAAACAAGCAUAAGUUCUCACAUUAGAUUUGAAUCUGUUUGUAUAUAGAGUUAAAAGAGUCGCACUUGCACGGGUGUAGCAAGGGUGUCACCAGUUUACUUCCGGAGGGCCGACGGAAACCUCAACAGACAAAAUAAUGUAUUAGAAUCAGCCCAAUUUAACAGGCCAUCGGCUUCUCGAAGAAACUCCAUACAGACACACUGCUUUUGAUAUUAUAAAUAUUUUUCGCAUUUUCAGUUAAAAAUCAUCGAAGAAUAUUACGAAAUCGACCGGAAGUAAACUGGUGACUUUGCCUGAAAAAGUAUAUCCCAACAAAAAAUAUAAUAUUCCUGUUAACCUCAUC
Nematostella vectensis (starlet sea anemone) is the source of this 2739-nucleotide messenger RNA. RefSeq lists its product as uncharacterized. Bases 872 to 2398 code for a protein of 508 amino acids. Lineage: Eukaryota; Metazoa; Cnidaria; Anthozoa; Actiniaria; Edwardsiidae. The record is from RefSeq and is a predicted model, not a curated record. The transcript is spliced from 5 exons.